This is a messenger RNA of Eutrema salsugineum, 999 nucleotides long. RefSeq lists its product as uncharacterized. The transcript has 4 exons. NCBI's taxonomy places the organism in Eukaryota, Viridiplantae, Streptophyta, Magnoliopsida, Brassicales, Brassicaceae. The record is from RefSeq and is a predicted model, not a curated record. The annotation marks the transcript as partial.
UGUCGCGGAAUUUUAGUUUGGUCUCCUCUGGACAUAAGUCUUUCCGUCAAUCGUUUUCGUUCGCCGCCGAAUCUUCAUUUUGGAUUUCCGGCGACGCCGUUUCUUCGGGCGCCGAAAUUUUCCUUGGAGACUCACGCAAAGAAGAAUAAGAAGAAAACGAGUACCGUUGAACCGAAACCGAACAAAGUAGGAGAAUUAUUCUCCGAAGAAGAAGAGCUAACAAACAACAAAGAUGAAGAAGAAGGAGAAGAAGAGGAGGAGGAUGUUCUUCUCGAAGAAUUUCUAGACGAGCUAUUAACGGAUGAUGAAGACGGAGAUGAUGAUUUUAAUCUCGAGGAGGAGGAGUUCAAUGAGAGUGAGGAAGAGCUCUAUGCGGGAGAUGGAGGUGGUGGAGGAGGUAUUGAGCUUGCUGGAACAUUGUGGGACAAAGAAGCUUUGGCAUUAGCUGAGAAAGUAUGCGAGUCCUUUAAUGGUGAUUUAGGCAUUUAUGCUUUCAAGACUCUACCCAAUUCCACCAUACAAGUGCGGAUUGAGCGGCUCACAAACAAAUCCGGUUCUCCUACAAUGGAAGACAUUGAAGUAUAUUCAACAAUCUACAGAGCAAAAUUGUCUGAAGCUGAACUCGCCAAGUCCAUACCGGACAAUAUCUCUCUAGAGGUUUCAUCUCCUGGUGUCGAAAGGGUAGUACGGAUUCCACAGGACAUGGACCGGUACAAGGACAGACCAAUGUAUGUAAGGUACGCUAACAAGGAAGCAGAGACCGAAGGUGAUGGCAUUUUCAGGCUGGUUUCUUUCGAUGUGGAAGACAAAAGCUGCGUUUGGGGGAUCGCAGAUAUUAGAGUAAACCGAGAGAAGGCAGGCAAAGGCAGACCUUUGAGCAAGAAGCAAAGAGAAUGGCGACUCGAAACGUCUUUCGAGUCACUACGGUUAGUUCGUUUGCAUUCUGAAUGUUAAAACACACACGAAAUCAAGGCAAAAGGAAUAUCUUUAUUUAGUUUA